Molecule: messenger RNA, 752 nt
Organism: Bicyclus anynana (squinting bush brown)
Lineage: Eukaryota; Metazoa; Arthropoda; Insecta; Lepidoptera; Nymphalidae
Gene: Atg8
Product: gamma-aminobutyric acid receptor-associated protein
Exons: 1
Coding region: 119-472 (117 amino acids)
Biological process (GO): autophagy of mitochondrion; macroautophagy; autophagosome assembly
Cellular component (GO): cytosol; autophagosome membrane; autophagosome
Molecular function (GO): ubiquitin protein ligase binding; GABA receptor binding
Source: RefSeq, a predicted model, not a curated record
GAUUGCGUCAUUGCAUUGAAAUUAAAACAAUAACGCAAAAACAAAAAACAAGUCGUAAUAAUCAAAUUGGUGUUCGGCUACGUCGUAUUGCAAAUUAUUGUGAUUAAAUCGAAUAAAAAUGAAAUUUCAAUACAAAGAAGAUCACUCUUUCGAAAAAAGAAAGACUGAAGGAGAAAAGAUACGCAGGAAAUAUCCGGAUCGUGUUCCAGUAAUUGUGGAGAAAGCCCCCAAAGCAAGGCUUGGGGACCUCGAUAAAAAGAAGUAUUUGGUGCCAUCCGAUUUAACUGUGGGUCAAUUUUACUUUUUGAUCCGUAAGCGAAUUCAUCUGCGCCCGGAAGACGCUUUGUUCUUUUUCGUGAACAACGUAAUACCUCCCACAUCUGCUACGAUGGGCUCGCUGUACCAGGAACAUCAUGACGAAGACUUUUUCCUUUACAUUGCAUUCUCGGACGAAAAUGUGUAUGGAUAUUAAUAUUUGUAAUUUAAAUUCACUAUAUUAUAAAUCAUAUGUCAAAUUUUUCUAGCCAUAUGAUUUUAUUUAGUUCUAAGGCUUAGCAAUAUUGAUGUAUUUUGUUAUUAAAGGUGAUAAUUAAUUUUAAUUUGCAAUUUCAUCUCAACUUUGUAAAUGCAACUUUGUUAUAGUUUUAGAAAAAUAUCAUGCACUUGGGUUAAAGGAUUCCAUUUUUCAACUUCUUUGUUUGGUUAAGAGUGUAACAUUUUAUGCAUUGAAUAAUAAAUAUAUUUAAAAUGUA